AUGGUUGUCCCGGGCUUUCAGAGAGGAUAUAUACGAAAUCAACCGGCAAGCUGGGCAGCUCUGGGAAAUUUCAUGCAAGUGUCACCACACCUGUUUCAGCAAGUCGGUCUACAUCAGGGCAUCACCCGCAUGUAUGUUGAGCGAGACGACCUAGAAGCGUCCAUCAAGCUUAAUACUGGUCUUGGUACAAUGUUGGAGACUUGUGAGCUUCAAGAGUUCUUGAAGGUACACCCCACCUUUGGCUCGGCCGCAGCAACAGAUCAGCUGGCGGGAGGUUUUACCAUUGCCGGCUUCACUCUGAACGUACAUAAGUUCGUUGCGAAACUCAUUGAUGAUAUAAGGGCCAAAGGUGCCGAGUUCCACUGGAACCACCCUAUCAGUAAUAUAAGACGCGAUACUCUCGGACGUGUACUAGGGCUUGAAUCACGUGAAGGCAAACUGCUCGAAGCGGAUCAUUAUGUCGUGAGCCCUGGAGUGUUGGGGAACAAGCUUCUUGAGGGUACAGUUUCUGGAAGUGUGAUCCAAGGCGUUCUUAGUGUAUGGCUACAAAUCCCUAAUCUUGAGCCAAAAUUGAGCAGCUCGAUCAAGCUCCAUCAACGCGGGCAUGUCGUGGAAGACAUCAAUAUCACAGUGGCGACAGACCCUCACACAGGAGAAGAUAUACUUGUCUUCGGUGGUGGAUACGGAUUUGUAGGACUUGAUAGGCCUGCAGCCGACAAACCUGAACUCCAGCUCCUUUUCAGUGAGUUGGAGACCGUGGCUCGAACAUAUUUUCCACAGGGAUACGAUUUGGCCAAACAGAAUGACUCUCUCUGGACUGGAGGCAAACAAAAAUUUUGCAUUCGUCCCUUCACGCCUACAGGACUGGGAGUGUUCGAGACCGUCCCAACCAUCUCUGGCGGAAGAUUCAUCAUCACUGGUGGUAAUAACACAGGCGGGUUUUUUCAUCAUGAUGUAACAUUAUGA
Molecule: messenger RNA, 966 nt
Organism: Monascus purpureus
Lineage: Eukaryota; Fungi; Ascomycota; Eurotiomycetes; Eurotiales; Aspergillaceae
Source: the annotation of a GenBank genome assembly